This is a messenger RNA of Portunus trituberculatus (swimming crab), 978 nucleotides long. RefSeq lists its product as uncharacterized. NCBI's taxonomy places the organism in Eukaryota, Metazoa, Arthropoda, Malacostraca, Decapoda, Portunidae. The record is from RefSeq and is a predicted model, not a curated record. The transcript has 2 exons. The coding region runs from base 14 to 613 and encodes 199 amino acids.
GACAAUAUCAACUAUGGGCUACACUACCCACGUCUCCCAUCGCGUGGCAAGAGCAAAAUCAGCACUUACCAGGCUAUAUCGAUUUAGAGACUUGGCCACUGGUCUUAAGCUCCAUCUUAUAAAGGCUCUAAUUAUUCCCAUUCUCUCCUAUCCUCCUGUUCCUCUACACGCUCUCUCCCGUACAGCUAUUAGCAGAUUACAAAGAGUGCAGAACAGCGCCCUGAGGUUCGCCUUCGGUACAAGAUGGGACGACUUCACCAGCUCGGCAUCGCUCCACGAGGCCGCGUCCCUCCCAGCCCUCAACGUCCGCCUCCAAGAGAUGGCUGCCAAACUCUGGCAGAGAAUGGAUGACGAAGGUUGGGACCAGUACCGGGCGCUGAGGGCGCUGCACGAAGAGACUCCGCACCGGCAGCAUGCCUGGUUUCCCAGAAGCCUCCUAAAACUUGAAGAAGAACCUCCAGAACCCAGAUACAGAUCACUACCAAUCACUGGCAUGCUUGCCCCAUACCACCCGCGGAUUGCUGAUGCUGACGGACAGAGGGCUGCUAUACCAUUACGAGAGACUCCAGAGACGCAAAGCCAGACGACGGCGAUGCAGCACCCAGUGGACUGAAGGCACUCCGGGACUGCCUGGACUGAUGCCGCUCUGACGACACCGACGGCAGCCCAGUGCCGGUUCCAUCUGUGCUGUCCCCCCUCAAGCCUCACGCCCUGAGUUGUUGGGACGCUGGCCUACGUCCCAGCAGGACCACCGGGAAGCUGGCGAAACUCCCGGCAGUGGGGCUGAGCUUCAAGCACGCACAGAUGAGGGGCCCUGCCAGGAUGGUGGCGCAGCCACGUCACAGAAGGCGGGCCUGAGAACCAUCCACUACUCCACCAACUUCGACCAUCCUCCUGCAGCCUAGCUGCAGGAAACAUCACCAGCUGGACACACCAAUGAAGACACUCACCAAGUGACCCCUACAAAGUGACAGUGAA